Boleophthalmus pectinirostris (great blue-spotted mudskipper) is the source of this 4614-nucleotide messenger RNA. RefSeq names its product Smith-Magenis syndrome chromosome region, candidate 8a (gene smcr8a). The record is from RefSeq and is a predicted model, not a curated record. Lineage: Eukaryota; Metazoa; Chordata; Actinopteri; Gobiiformes; Gobiidae. Gene Ontology annotation, cellular component: guanyl-nucleotide exchange factor complex. The coding region runs from base 484 to 3237 and encodes 917 amino acids. The transcript has 3 exons. Gene Ontology annotation, molecular function: GTPase activator activity.
UUCAACCAGCUGGGUAAACAUGGCGUCUGUCUCGACGUGAAAAAUGUACUUUUCAUACUUUUUAGUGUUUGUAGCAUUUGCCUUGCAAUAUCAAAUGCAAUUUAAGGUUUAGAAAUGCUGAACUACAAAGACACAAUUCGUGGAAACGUCGAACGGGGCAGGAGAGGCGCGUUUUUGUGAGGCUGCUUACAUUUUCUUCUACACAUAAAUGGAGCUGUCUGUCGAGGACAUUGAUUUGCGCAAGAUAAUUGUCUUUGUUACAGACAACGUAGGUUAUGUGAUGUGCCAGCUUGGUUAGUACCUGACUGAAAAAAAGUUAAGUACAUGUUUUGAGUAGAAUAAUGGAUUGCUUGGCUGCUGGUAAAAUUAUGUCGUUCAGUGCAGCCGGGCUACAAGCCUUAAAAAUGUGUCUCGGCUGUUUGUUCAGCCAUCUUUCAAAGUAAACCUUGUUAUUAUGCAGAAUCUGAUGUGGUGAAUGCCACUAUGAUAGGUUCACCUGACGUGGUGGCGUUUACUAAAGAGGAUGAAUAUGGCCAGUCAAAUCCAGAGCCCUGGCCCACCCUCCCAGAAGAGUUUUCCAUACCCCUUUAUCCACCGGUUGACUCAAACCCAUGGUCCAAAACGUCCUAUGCCAAAUUCACGAAAGACUUUAUACUCAUUUCUGAGUUCUCUGAGCAAGUGGGACCUCAGCCUCUUCUCACUAUUCCAGAUGAGCCCAAAGUAUGUGGUACCUUUGACCUCAACUACUUUUCGCUGCGUAUCAUGUCUGUGGACUACCAAGCCUCAUUUGUGGGACACCCACCUGGCAGUGGAUACCCAAGACUCAGUUUUGUGGAGGACUCUCGAGUGGUGCUGGGUGACUCUAAGGAGGGGGCAUUUGCCUAUGUCCAUCACCUCACACUUUAUGACCUGGAAGCCAGGGGCUUUGUGCGACCUUUUUGCAUGGCAUACGUCUCAGCUGAUGAAAGGAAAAUCAUGUUGCAAUUUCAGGAGCUGUCACUCCGCUUCUCACAGGCCUCUGAGUGUUUGAAAGCUGGAAACAGGAGGGCCUUCGCCAAGGAACUACAGAGGAAGCUUCAGGAUUUAGAGUACACUCACUCAGUGCUUCAGCGGGAAGAGGGUCUCCAGAGAGAGGCAGAUCCUCAGACGAGGUAUUCCGCACAUGCUGUGGAGAAGGCCAAUGAGCUGGCAAAUGUAGAAAAGAGUAUCUAUGAACACAGAGACCUGCUGAAACAGAUCACCUCGUACCAUCGACGUCCACGUCGAGACCCACAUGCCGCCACAUGUCAUAAAUGCAUGAGUGAGUGUUUGGCUGAGUGUGAAGAUUUGCUGGAGAAAUUCUCCAAACUUGCCGGCCCAUUAGGUUGCACAAGUAGAAGGGAAAGUGGUGAAGAAGGCCAAACAGAUAGUGAGGCAGGUGAAGAUGAAAUGGAGGAGGAUGAGGAGGGUGUAAGGCGCAGGCCGUCAUACACACCACAAUUGAUUAGAGCCAAGUCUGCCAAAUGCUUUGACAAACGUCUGAAAACCCUCCAAGAGCUUUGCGAUGAGAGGUUUUAUGAGGCGUCAAUGGAACUCCUCAAAGAGACUGAGAGGAGUUUUCGAGGUGACCUGUGUUACCUGUACACAUGUCGUCUGGACAGAGCACUACGCAGGAAACAGACACUUACUAACUUUUUAUUUGAGGAAGAAGUCUGUGAUAACAAUGAGGAUGAAGUGAUAAUACGCCCAUUUUGUCCUGUGAAUCAUUCUGUAGAAUCUUCCAAUAUUUUAAAACCACCUCAUAUAGUACUGGCCCCAGAGCCUUUAGAUGGCACUCCUGAACCAUUCUCUGAGACCAGUCACACUCUGGAAAGUGAGCUGGGACUCGGGGAAAGCCAGCUGGAGUCCUCACCCUCAGACCAGACUCUAGAAACUCAGGAUAGCUCUGAGGAGACUAAAGGCAGCUACAGUAGUGGGAGAAGUAGGACCAAACAACAACAUUAUCUAGACACUGUCAAAACUGGGCCUCCGGAUCUGGAUUCAGACUUGACUCCUGACCAUGAAAGAGAGAGCAGCAGUGAGGACAUGGAGACCACUGUUGGCGAUGAUGAUGGGGACAAUGGCGACCACACACCUGUGUCUUUACUGGAGCCAAAUGGAGAAUGUGAAGAGACUCCUGUGGAGGUCUGUGAGUCAGACCUGCUGUUACCAAUUGACACAACAUGUUGCUUGGCCCAAGAUGGGUUUAUUUAUGAGGACUUAUCUGUAGAUAUAGCAGCUGAAUCACACCGUAACACUAGAGCACAGCCGCCACAAACACUGGUGGUGAAUCAGGAACCACAGGCAUUGCAUCUGCUGCAGGACCACUACACUGUGGGCUCUCCCUCAAAGAGCCCUGGACUAGAUCUGCCUAUGGGUCAGCAUGCAGACUCAGUUUCUCGUAUGUCAGUGGAGGACGGCUCGGACUGCACCAUGAGUGCUUCUACUGGGUCAGAUCGAGCAGUCUCGCCCAUUGGAUAUGCUGGAGUGGUGACUUUGCGGCAGAAGAAAAAGGCUGGACAGGGAGCUCUGCGGUUUGUGCGGCAGUAUCCAUUUGCCAUGCAGGCACUGUGGUGUCUGCUGAGUGGACGAACACUGGUGGUGUUUGGGGAAGAUGAGGGGAGAGUCCGCAAAUUGGUGUCAGCACUCGCCCUCUUUGUGCCUGGUCCUGGGAAAUGUGCAGAAAGAGUUCAGGCCUGGAUGUCUGGCCCCUUCAGCCUAAGUGACAUAUACCGCUGGAAACUAAUUGGACUGCAAAGAGUAAACUCUCCAGUGGGUUCCAGCACGCUUCAUUCACUGUCACGCUACAAUCGCUACAUCUCUAUCCUGGACAUCGAUCAGAAGACCUUGCAUUGCCCUCCAUACCGUGGCCAGUUACUUUCAAACAUGGCUGACCACCGUACGUACAUCCGCCGUGGGUCCACCUAUUUUCUGCACCUCCAGAGCAUGCUGUGUCGGCUGGCAGCCAAGGCAUUCCUGUUGACGUUCACCCACCACCUUCACCUGCCUGUCAGCUCUGAGGAGGGCCCAGAGGUGGUGCAGGGACGGCGUAACUGCUUCCUUCAGGAACAGCUGGGCCUCAGUGAAGAGGAUAGUCAGAUUUUACUCUAUCUCAGCCAGCUUAUCACCCAGUUCUACCUGCAACCCCCCACCGAAAGCCGCACCGCCCCACCAUGUUUUUCUUUUAAAUAUACCACCAGCGUUUUAUACAAGAUCUAAAUUCACUGUUUUUAGCAGGAGCCAACUGAGUUCAAGGACCAAGUCAUGUAUCUUUUAGAACAAAUGUGUCUGAUUGUUUUAACAGUUGUUCUAUAAAUGUUUGUUUGCAGCUUGGUCUCUGAAUCACACAUCAUCAGAGUCUUUGUUGUCACAGAGACAUGUGAUUGCCAGAUUGAAAAUGCUAUUCUGCUGAUUUAAGAAGCUUGAUUCUAUUUAAUUUCAUACAUCCACAAGUGUUAAAUUGGAUUACUCAGGCUCCAUCUCAUCCAGAUUGCCAACUGUUCACGGCUUUCUAACACUUGCUAUGAUUGCUGUGAGUGUGACAUAGUAUGAAAUGUACUGUAUAUAAUUUACUGGAUUACUGUUGGAUUACUUGCAUAUACUGGCAUUAUCUAAUUGUUAUAGCUGGUUUUGUGAAUUCCAUAGUACAAGAGAAAACAUUUUCAUUCUAGUGAAUUUUUACAGAAAACAUAGGAUGACUGUAUAUUAAAAGUGCUUUAAGAGCAUGAAGUAAACUUUCACCGAGACUUCUUUUGGUUGCAUGAGAAUGUGUAUCCACAGUGUAAACUCAGACACAUGUCCUUUAGCAUGUCUAAGUGUAGAGCAAGCAGCAGCCAAAGAUUUAUGUUGGCACGCAUUUCAUUACUAUUAAUCAAGAUGUUCCAGGGAAGUUUAAAGUGGUAUAUGGCCCAAAUGUAUCAGAUGCUGUGUUGUCUUAAAUUUGUGCAAGAAUGUGGUGUCAGCAUGAGCCUGUGUUGUGACAGGGUGAGUCGGUGUUAUGAUCACAUUGCUGUUUCUAUUAGUUAUUGAUAUAAAUUCCAAAAGAUAAUUGUUUGUUGGCUGUAUAGACAAUGGAAAACUGGAGCCCAGUCACUUUGGCCAUUGUGCUACUGAAGAAGUGCAUUUUGUUGUUUUUCUUAUACAUUUUGCUGUACGUCUCCAUGGAAGAGCUGUAAUUUUUUAUCAGCUGUAUUUAGGACACCAAGGUCAUGGAGUAAGGUCAAACAUGUAGGAUAAUGGCUGUUUAAAAUGUAUUACAUUUUCACUCUACUUAUUCGUCACUCUCUUUUUGUGUUAACAUGUUAAUACUGUGAAACUUUUUUUUUUGUACUGAACUUUAUUUAUAACCUAUUGCAAAAAGGUGAUUGUAAUCCAAAUAAGCCAUACCACAGAGUGCUUAAACAAGUCUCACUGUGUCCUUAUAUUAAUAUUUCAUGCCAGUUCAUGUAUUGUGUAAUAUCUUAUAAUAAGGGGCAUCAUUGUAUUUUAAUUUAAAUAGUGUAUCAAAAUUGUCGUGUGCUCAUUGUAACAUUUUAAGAUAUUUUUUCGAUUAAAUUAUUUCGAAGAACCUUGUGUAUGGCAACUGCAAUUCCUUUU